UUUGAUUUCAGAUGUGUACUUUCUGAGAUUUGUGAGAUCUAUUUGAUGUGGAUUGCUGAAAUUUGUGAAAAUAUUAAAAUUUAUGGGAAUGUUGAAUUGGUGAGAUUAUUGAAAAUUCUUUGUAAUAAAGAUUAUUGUGAAUGGAUUGAGAGUUGUUUUAGUGAGAAUAAUGAAAAAUUUGAAAUAAACACUACCAUUCAGAUUUGUUUUUGUGAGAUUGAGCUGUGUUUUAGAAUUUUGUUGAAAUGUGAGAUUUUGUGUGUAUUUCUUAUUUCUUUUUUGUUGGGAUAUGAGUUAAUCGGAUUAGGUUAGUCAAAUAUAAUUUUUAAACGGGUUCAGAUAGUGUAUCUAUAAAUGUAUUGGGUCCGGUAUUUAAAACUUCACGGGUACACUACCCACUAACAUCCCUGAGUAGUCUCUCCCUCACAUCCAAGAUUCGUUCUCUUAGUUGGACUAACUCGAGGUAGUUAUAUUCAUGAUUCAUAUUCCGUUUGGCUAUGAUGCUUGAGGUCAUGCCUGCAACAAAAGAGAAUUUUGAUUGUGAUCACAAUUGCAUCAAACUUGCAUUCAGCAAGUUGAUGAAGCAGAUAGGCAAUCCAGUUGAGUUUGAACUCCCAGAGUGUUUUAAUAAAUGGAAGCUCACUCCUUACACCUUCAUAAAACGCAAUAUAUAUCUCACAAAGAGAAUUAAAAGGCGCCUUGAGGAUGAUGGCAUAUUCUGUUCCUGCAGUUCAUCACCAGGUGCUUCUGGUGUCUGUGGUAGAGAUUGCCAUUGUGGGAUGCUACUCUCUAGCUGCUCCACUGGAUGCAGAUGUGGGAGUUCAUGUCUCAACAAACCCUUUCAACACCGACCUGUGAAGAAAAUGAAACUAGUACAGACUGAGAAAUGUGGAGCUGGAAUUGUGGCGGAUGAAGAUAUUGCACAGGGAGAGUUUGUAAUAGAAUAUGUUGGAGAAGUCAUAGAUGAUAAAACAUGUGAGGAAAGGCUUUGGAAUAUGAAACACCGUGGAGAGACAAAUUUUUACUUGUGUGAAAUUAAUCGAGAUAUGGUAAUUGAUGCCACAUACAAGGGAAACAAGUCAAGAUACAUAAACCACAGUUGUUCUCCUAAUACUGAGAUGCAGAAAUGGAUAAUUGAUGGUGAGACAAGAAUUGGCAUAUUUGCAACUCGUGACAUAAAAAAGGGCGAGCAUUUGACCUAUGAUUAUCAGUUUGUCCAAUUCGGUGCAGAUCAGGACUGCCAUUGUGGUGCUGUUGGCUGCAGGAGAAAACUAGGGGUUAAACCCAGCAAGCCUAAGAUUUCUUCAGAUGCUGCAUUACAAUUAGUAGCAUGCCAGGUGGCAGUGUCCUCUCCCAAAUUGAAAGCAAUUUUAUCUGGAAAAGAUGUUUAUCAGAAUGGAGGUUUGCAUACAGGGAAUUCAGAACAUGCAUACAGUAAACGACAGACACGAUCUCAUAAUUGCAUUGGUGAAGUGAUUCACAUGUUUCGUCCAUAUAGUAAUAGAUCUUUUGGGAUGAUCAAACGGUUUGAUAAGCACUCAAGAAAACAUGCGAUAAUGUUUGAAGACGGUGCAGUUGAAUUUCUAGACAUGUCAAAAGAAGAUUGGGAAUUUGUAACUUUGUGAUCUAGCCUUGAGGUGACAACGAACUCGUCAUUGGAAAAUGUUGUAAUAUUUGAUUCUAGUAUCCUGUUCUGUGCUCACAAAAGACAAGAUUGGUUCUUGCACUUGGUCUGCAAGAAUGUUGUAAACAAAAAUAUCAUAUGCAUUUUUUGUCUUGAUAAAAUAAGGAAUUUUAAACUGUAGCUGUCGGAGAAAACAGUAUGCUGGAGGAGCCGCUCUUCAAAUUAGACUGCUCGCGGCAGGUCAGACUUUGGAGGCUGAUGGAAAUACAGCAAGUAGGUUAACUUGUCCAACAAGUUGAUCCAGUGUUCUAACAAUGGUCAGUAGUACCAUAUCCUAUGUUUCAUAUUGAUUGUGCCAUUUGCAAGAAUACUUUGAAGUAUCAUCGCAAUUGUAUGCUCAGAAGUCGAAAUCAAGUGGGGAACUGAUAUGUCUUAUUUAAAAAAAAAAAGAAAGAUAGGUUUUGAUAGGUUUAUUAGAGUGGUUUGAUGGGGGCUCCGCUAGAAGCGACUGUGCUAGGAGGAGAUGAGAUAAUUUGGGCUGUUGAAAUAGUCGUUCAGUUUUGAAUUAAACUUUCAAAACUGAACGAAAGAACAUAUUUUCAAAAUAUGAGGAUGGGAUUUAAGUUAUAGCCAAAGCCAGACUGUAACAAAUAAUAUGUUUGGUAUUUUUUCUCCCAUUUGUUGGACCUCAUUUCCAUAGGUUAGGAGGGUUUUUUCUGGCUCACUAAUGGUAUGUACUAUGCAGUAGAAGCAGAAUGUUCUUAAAUUUGAAUUACCAUUACCAGGUGUGAUUGUGUUUUA
Manihot esculenta (cassava) is the source of this 2425-nucleotide messenger RNA. Its product is annotated as histone-lysine N-methyltransferase ASHH3. Gene Ontology annotation, biological process: regulation of DNA-templated transcription. NCBI's taxonomy places the organism in Eukaryota, Viridiplantae, Streptophyta, Magnoliopsida, Malpighiales, Euphorbiaceae. Gene Ontology annotation, cellular component: nucleus; chromatin. The record is from RefSeq and is a predicted model, not a curated record. Bases 498 to 1625 code for a protein of 375 amino acids. The transcript is spliced from 14 exons. Gene Ontology annotation, molecular function: histone H3K36 methyltransferase activity; protein binding.